Messenger RNA from Sphaerulina musiva SO2202, 4427 nucleotides. Its product is annotated as cytosolic regulator pianissimo. Gene Ontology annotation, cellular component: TORC2 complex. NCBI's taxonomy places the organism in Eukaryota, Fungi, Ascomycota, Dothideomycetes, Mycosphaerellales, Mycosphaerellaceae. The record is from RefSeq and is a predicted model, not a curated record. Gene Ontology annotation, biological process: TORC2 signaling. The transcript has a single exon. The coding region runs from base 206 to 4126 and encodes 1306 amino acids.
AGCCAACGACACACCAAGACAGAAGAGGCCUCCUCCAUUUUCAGCGCCCACUUACACCACCCACUCCCCGCCUCACUUCCUCCUUCCUCCACAGAAUAUGCAAAGUGGGCAAUCUCUCGGCCUCGAUGCAUACCGACGUGUGGAUUCCUAGAGGGACAACAGUCAGGGAGACCAAUGACGGCUACAGAGCUGGCGGAAGCCCUCGAUGACACACCCUCCCCAUCGCGGCGGUAACGGGACCUCCGUGGGCCCCAAUCUCGUCGCGAUCCCGCCCUCGCGCUCCGCCAAAGAGGGAGGGUCCCUAGCGGCGGCCGCGAGCUUCGUCACGGCGAAGCCCAGUCAGUCUUACAUUCGGCCGCAGAUGACCACUGUUCCCGGGAGCUUCACCUCCGACCUGAAGUCAUUCACCAGCCGCGCGGACCUCCACGCCUAUGGCAAUUUCGAAGAUGGCACGACAGACCUCACGAGCAGCGAGCAGAGACAGGCCGAGUUUCGGCACGAGAUUGAAAAGCAGACGCGGCUGAAAGCAGGGACGGAGAACCUGCUGGAGGCCUUGAACAAUAAAAAUGCCAAAAAGUCGAGAGAUCAGCGCAUGGCUGCCGAGAGCCAGCUGAAUAGCUCCAACAGGAAGAUUGCGCAGCUCAAGCUGGACCUAGAGGCCGAGAUACAGAAGAGUAAGGAGGCGCCGAUAAGUCCCAAGGCAAGGCUCUCCCAGCUGUUUCGCCCAGUACAGCCAUUGACGCUGAAUGAUCCGAGGCCGUCUCAGGAUCUGGAUGAGGUCGAUGAGCACCAGGAUCCGGAGCUGGAGUCGCCCUCGUAUAUACUGGCAGAGAUUCUACAGGCGCUGGAAGCGGAAGAUAUGCCACCCGAUUACUACAUCAAUCAAGCUAACGACUUGGUGGAGCUAUUCCGUCGGCAUCCUACUCUGAAGUAUGACUUGGCCUGGUCGAUAUUCGGGAUCAGGAUGCAAGUCAUGUUACUCAGUGACAGCAGGGAGGUAGUAGCAGCUGGCUACAGAGUGAUGCGAUAUGCCAUUACAAAUCGGAAGUCUCUGCGUACGAUACGUGCCCUGCAUACUGACUACCUGGUCAUCCUGUCUCUGGUGAAGGAGAGCAAAGCCCGCGUAGAGCGAGAGCAGGCGCUGAAGUUCAUUCGAGCAUUCCUGGACGUCAAAGACGGGAUGCAGGAGAUUCAUCCAGCUGUUGCGCGUAUUGUCGUGGCUGUUGCAGACCACUCAGACGAUCAAUUGCGAAGCAUAGCAAUCUUGACGUUGGCAGAAAUGCUGCUGAAAGAGCCAAUGCUGGUCGUCAAUGCGGGCGGAAUCAGUGUUUUGGCAGAGGCGAUGGGCAAUGGAGUGUACCACGCGCCAGAGACAUUACUCGGGCCACUGCUACAUCUCAUGGAUUUGCCUGCUCGGCGAGGUGUCUUGCGAUCCGGCUUCGAGUUCAGCUCUGCGUUUGCGACUUUUACGGAGCCUCAUUUCUCACACUCCUACGAAGAUAGGCUCAUCGCGAGCUCAAGAGUCAUUGCUGCAAUGUUCAAAAGCUGGUCUGGUUUGAUGACAUUAUCUCUGCACCACUUCCUGCCUGUCCGGUCACUGGUCUCUUCCCUCUAUGUCACUGACAUCCGCGUCCGGACUGCCACGCUCGAUCUCUUGAUGGAUAUCCUGCGCAUCGAGCGGCGGUCUUGGUCAACGCCCUUCAUUGGUGGCCGACGCCUGACAACCUAUGCACGCGUUGUGAAUCUCCAAGAAGAGAAACCUGCCACAUCAGCGAAGCAGAGUGAGGAAGACAAUAGUCAGAAGCGCAGCCUCGUACAACACUUCACUGCUGUUGCACUUGCUGCUCUGCUGCGAUAUGGUCUGCUUCAAGGACUCGUCAGUGCUGAGCGAGACUCCCCUUCUGACGCAUUGAAGAGAAGAACGAAUCUGCUCAUCACAGAAGUGCUCAAGAAGUCAAGCGAGCUGCUCCCCAUAUCGUGGAAUGCACAGCUACAAUCCAUGCCAGGCUUGUUUCACUCGGCUUUGCGAUUUGAUAAUGAAGAUCGACAUAUGGCUUUGACAACAGUCUAUCAGGUCGAUAAAGUCAACCUGAAGCUGUGGCGGUCGGAUCCAUCAACUACCACUCAAUCGAAGAGCGAGGAGAGUCAGGACACUCGUGCAAGAUCAGCAUCGAAAGCGCAAGCGCAAGCUAACAUGGACGAGGCUGUUUAUCGUGCUAGACAACUUGAGACUAACGUUCUCAAUACGGUCAACUACCUUAAGUGGGAUUGGAACAUCAUACUCGAGCUUGUUGACGGACCACUGACCAACCCUCGUCUGCUGUAUGAGGCAAUGGAGAAGUCAAAGUUUGUGCAUCGCCUGCUGAAGUUUUUGCGGCCCUUUCAAUUCCGCUUUUCUGAUGCAUCGAACACGAAGGCCAAUCAGCGAUAUCUCAAAAUGGGUUGUUUGCUGGUAAAGUCGCUACUACAAACACAAGAAGGCGCCAUGUUUUUGGUCAACAACAAGAUGAUUCGGCAGCUUGCGGAGUGUCUCGCUCAAUUAGACUCUGCCAGCGGUAUCACAUCCAAAAAUCCCAUGUUCUCCCCAGAUCGGCUGAGUGAAACACUCGUUGGGGGCUACUUCCAAAUUCUGGGCGUCAUGUGCAGCGAUCCCAAGGGACUGCAAAUUCUGGAGAGGUGGCACAUCAUCAACAUGUUCUACCACAUCGUCGAGCUCAAGAAUCGGGAUGACCUGAUACGAACACUUCUGACCAGCCUCGACUACGCGCUCGACAGUCAUCCUCGGAUCAUCCUCUGCAAAGCAAUGAUUGCCGGAUCGAAGCAGAUGCGCAUCAUGGCAACCACACUGCUGCGACCAUACGCUACCAAGUCCAUUGAAGACUCGGCAACUGGAGGUUCUGCGGCUGAGUGGGCAAUAAGGUUGCUCGUCAGUCAACUAUAUGAUCCCGAAAUUGAAGUGUGCGAGAUUGCCAUCCGGAUUUUGGAAGAAGCCUGUAACGACAUCCGAUCACUCAAGUAUGUAGUCAAGUGCAGGCCUGCUCUCGAUCAUCUGGGAGAGAUUGGAGCUCCACUGCUGCUGCGCUUCUUGUCGACAUCUGUUGGGUAUCAUUAUCUAGACGGCCUAGACUACAUCACUCGUGAGAUGGACGAUUGGUUCCUCGGUCGCAACGAUACCUACGUGACGGUCGUUGAGGCAUCGCUGGCCCGCGCGCUCGCCGAUGUUCCCGAAAAGCCCAAAUCAGCGAACCCUGAAGAAGCAAUGACUCCACAACAAUUUGGCUACGUCCCACCACACUUCUAUCGAGAACUCACGAGAACGAUUGAAGGCGCCGAACUCCUCAAAGCAAAAGGCCAUUUCGAGGAAUUCACCGCUACGAUUCAAGACUUUGGCAUGGAGGAAGAUGAUCCCGAGACUAUCCUCAAAGUCAAAGGCUGUCUCUGGGCAGUUGGCAAUGUCGGAAGCAUGGAACUCGGUGCGCCCUUUCUCGAACGCACAGAUGUUGUCAAAUGGAUUGUACAAAUCGCAGAGACGUCUCAAGUCAUGACCUUACGCGGCACGGCCUUUUUCGUCCUGGGAUUGAUAUCCCGUUCCCUCCAUGGACAAGAAAUCUUGGCCGAGUAUGGAUGGGAUGGCACCGUCAAUGUCAUGGGAACUUCACUCGGCUAUGUGCUUCCUCUGGACUUUGACAAACUCUUCUCCAUUCAAGCCCUGAACCCCUCCUCUGACUCUGAGGACAACCGAAUGACGAAGAAGAAUAUUCCUCAAAAUCGUCCUACUGCUGUCACCGAUUCCGACCCUACGAAUCAAGCUAUUCUGGACUCGAUUACCAAACUCGGAAACACGGUCUUGACGAACAAGGCUUUGACGGAGCUGAAUAGUUUCAAACACAAGAAAGUCGCUGGGUUCAAUUCUCCGAACCUGUUUCGAAAAGCCAUGGUGCUGCUGGCUAGUCAUGCUUAUCGUAUACCGCAGUAUCGGUUCGUGUUUGAUUUGUUUGACAAGAAUGUGCUGAGGAAGAUUGUUCUUGAAGAAGAAGAGGAAGAGGAGGAGGAGGAUUCCAGUGAUGAUAGCAGUAGUGGUGGCAGUGGUGAUGAGGAUGCAGGUGAGAAAGGGGGACACCCUUGAAAGACGGUGAAAUCGCCAACCAAGAUGAAGCAAUGGAGGUGUCGCCGCAGGGCAGUCGCGGUUUUUCCUUUCUGUUUUGCAUCGGCGUGGGAGUGAGGCGUUUUGCGGAUCCAAGCUCAAUAAGGACUUUAUCAUGGCCCUCCGAGGUCGUGACUGGUGGUGGUUGUAUGGGAUAAUGAUGAUCAAGUGACGAUAGGGAUAAGGGAAUAGAAGUUCCCUGCGGACUUGAUUUCGAAAGGAGUUUUUUUUGGAGUGGCGCGCGGGGAGAUUUGUGUGUGUGUGUGUGUGUGUGUGUGUGUGU